Molecule: messenger RNA, 4214 nt
Organism: Melanotaenia boesemani (Boeseman's rainbowfish)
Lineage: Eukaryota; Metazoa; Chordata; Actinopteri; Atheriniformes; Melanotaeniidae
Exons: 18
Coding region: 238-1389 (383 amino acids)
Biological process (GO): positive regulation of transcription by RNA polymerase II
Cellular component (GO): nucleus
Molecular function (GO): single-stranded DNA binding; protein binding
Source: RefSeq, a predicted model, not a curated record
CCACCACUGGACGGUUUCAAGUUCCCCCGGCUGAAACCCUGCCUGAUUUGUGGGCAAUGUUGGGGAUGUAGAAAAAAAAAAAAAAAAAAAAAAAAAGGAAACCGGAGCACAGAGAGCGCAAGGGAGAGAUAGGGAGACAACACUAACUGGGUAGCUAUGGAGAUAGUGGGUUUUCCUGGUAGCUUUCUUUGACAGGUGUCGAGUGGGAUAAAAUAAAGUAUCACAACAGCCUCCAAGAUGUACGGCAAGGGUAAAGGAGCUGUGGUCCCCUCCGAUAGCCAAGCAAGAGAAAAGUUAGCGUUAUAUGUGUACGAGUACCUUCUACAUGUGGGAGCACAGAAGUCAGCACAGACCUUCCUGUCUGAGAUUCGAUGGGAGAAGAAUAUUACAUUAGGGGAGCCACCUGGAUUCCUCCAUUCAUGGUGGUGUGUAUUCUGGGAUUUGUAUUGUGCAGCUCCAGACCGAAGGGAGACAUGUGAACACUCCAGUGAGGCAAAGGCCUUCCACGACUAUAGUGCAGCAGCAGCACCCAGCCCAGUGAUGGGCAACAUGCCUCCCAACGAUGCCAUGCCAGGUGGUCCCAUGCCCCCAGGCUUCUUCCAGGGACCACCCGGCUCUCAGCAGUCCCCCCACGCACAGCCCCCCCCACACAACCCCAGCAACCCCAUGAUGGGACCCCACGGCCAGCCUUUCAUGUCUCCACGGUAUCCAGGUGGACCACGCCCCUCCCUCCGAAUGCCAAAUCAGCCUCCUGGAGGAAUCCCAGGAUCUCAGCCACUCCUGCCAAACAGCUUGGACCCAACAAGGCCGCCAGGACAUCCUAACAUGGGUGGACCAAUGAGAAUUAAUCCUCCCAGAGGAAUGGCCAUGGGCCCACAGAAUUAUGGUGGCAUGAGGCCUCCUCCCAACUCCAUGGGUGGUCCUAUGCCAGGAAUGAACAUGGGUCCUGGAGGAAGGGGGCCUUGGCCAGGGCCUAAUGCUAAUUCUAUAGCGUACUCCUCCUCAUCUCCUGGAAAUUAUGUGGGUCCUCCGGGCGGAGGAGGUCCACCAGGAACUCCCAUCAUGCCCAGCCCAGGUGAUUCAACUAACUCCAGUGAAAACAUCUACACAAUGAUGAAUCCUAUUGGACCAGGAGGGAACAGACCCAAUUUCCCUAUGGGACCGGGGCCUGAUGGGCCUAUGGGAGCUAUGGGCGCCAUGGAGCCGCACCACAUGAAUGGAUCACUAGGGUCAGGGGAUAUGGAUGGGUUGCCAAAGAGCUCUCCUAACAACAUGGGGGGCAUGAACAACCCUCCUGGAACGCCGAGAGAUGACGGCGAAAUGGGCGGCAACUUUUUGAACCCAUUCCAAAGCGAAAGUUAUUCACCCAACAUGACGAUGAGUGUGUGAUUUUAUUAUUUUUUCCCCUUUUUUGUAUUUUUUUGUUUCUUCCUCCUUUUUUGUGUCCCUGCACCUGAUUUUUAUUUGGUUUUUUUAUUUUUUAUUCUUUAUUUCAAUCCUUACUUCACCUCGGAUUGGACCACCUCCCUUCUUUACACACACACAUACACACAUAUACACACCCUCUGCACCCUUCCCUAACGGGACCCACUUCCACCCAACCUGCCACCCUCUUUUCCUCCUCUCAAUCGGGAACUCAACGGCCACGCAGCCUUCUGGGACCCCCCUCGAGCAUGCGGGGACUCUGAUUAAGACGGGCCCUCCUGGAGCAUGCAAAAUGGCUGCAGGUGUGAAUAGGAAGCAGUCACAGAGCAACAGGAAGAGCCUCCUCUCUGACUCCGGCCCCAGCCUCUCUGGCUUCCUGUCAGGAUCUAGACAAUGAGCGGGCGAAGGAGGACAUACAGAGAGAAAGAGGGAGAGAGGAGACUGGAUUAAAUAGCCCUCCCUCAUGGACGCAGAUGCCUGGAAGCUUCUCAAACACAACUUUGGAUUUUUCUUUUUUAAAAUCAUCUUUUUUUUUUUUGCUGAUCCUGAUGGAUUCGUUGGUGGGUCGGAUGAAAAGUCUCCUCUGUCUCCCCACAUUGUUUUCCAUGUGUGUACAUUUGUAACAGAGGUGUUGUGAUGACCAGUGAACAUGUUUUUCCUUUUUUUUUUUUUCUUUUUUUUUUUGUGUAUGUAUUGUAUCAUUGCUAUUUUUAUUAUUGUAUUAUUGUUGUUAAUGAUAUUGGUAUGACCAGUUUCAGAUUAGGUUGUAAUUUCUGUUUUUACGGGCACAUUAUUAUAAUGAAGACAGCAUAUGUGCACACAAGUCAGACAUAACUUGCUGCAUAACAUGUGGCUUUGUGUUGGCACCCACUGCCCCCUGCAGGUAAGAUUUCAUCCAACAUGGUACUGAUUACUUAAAAAAAAAAAAAAAAUUUAAAAAAAGCAUUUUAAAAGGUCUAAAUUUUAAAACUUCCUGUUCACCAGCAGAAGCAUCUCCUGCUUUAGUAGCUUCCUUGCAGUGAAAUGCACAGCUCUAUUUAUUUAUGUUAUUUUCAUUUGUUUAUGAAUCAUUGUUACUUUUUUAAUUUUAAUGUGUUAUCCCUGGUUUAUAUCAACUGCAGAACUAGUAGCAACUGUGUAAAUAUACAGAUCCAUGCCCCAGCGUCUUGUCAUCUCCGUCAGGCAUUAUCAAAUCACUCCAUUUGAGUCCCAAAGUUGCUGAAGUUAGGUUACUCUUUACUCCACGUGUUACUGUCUGCUGACAUGUAGUGAACAGUUGUUUUUCUAUUUGCAGAUAAAUUCCCAUCACACUGUGAUGUAAGUUUAUUUUUCCACAUCUGUCGGUUUAGCUUGCAGACUUUUGCCUUUCACAGUGAUCCUUUUUAUUUUUUUAUUUUUUUUUAAAGUGGUGAAAGAACUUCCAGCUAUUUUCUGAUUGGAUCCUCAGUGUUUACAUGUUAGAGAAUAGCAGGUGGAGAAGAAGCGAGGCAUUGCUCUGUGGUCUGUAUUAGUUGGGAUUCUUCCUCUAUCCUCCUAAAUUUACUCUAAUCUCCAUUCGGACAGCAUUCACACACAGACAUUCAGUCACACACCGACCCCUCCUCUAAUUUAAUUUUUUGUACAACUCUCCAUUUUGGGUUUAAUUUCUUUCUUUUUUUUUUUUGUAAAUACUGUAAAAUGCAUUUUGAUAUCAUUGACAUGUUUUGAUAUUUCAAAUCACAACUCAACAGUUGAUCAGAAACAUGCUGAUAUGGGCAACUGUGUGUAAUUGUUCAGAGAUGGCGUGUCUUCUACUCGGAAAUAAUAUGAAUGACGAGAAACUGGAGCUGCUAUAGACAAAUAUGCUAUUUCACUUCAUCACAGACAGACGUGAGGCUUUACACUUCAUCCGAGUUGUGACAAGGGAGGAAAUCCUUUGCAGAUGAAUGUGGGAUAAAGUUGAUGCGCACACAUUUCCCUGAAAACUCAUCUUAAUAUUAAACACAGUUCUCCCUCCUCUUUUUGGAAACUUUUGAAAGGACAGAAAAAAAAAUUACAAAAUGAAAAUAUUUUUGCCAUUUCUGACAGAAUUUGCAGUUCAGCUUCUUUUGACACAACUGAAACGGAAAGCAGAGCACACAGGACACUGGCUCACUGGGGACCAGAGUACAUGCUUUACUAUGAAGGAUUUUUUAAAAACUUAUUUAAAAUUGGGCACGAGAUGUUAAAUAAAAGGAAUAAAAAUAAUGGGAGAAAUUUGUUGCUGAGAAGAGGUGGAGAGAGCGCAGGAACAUGUACUCUGUAAUCCUGUUGUAUAAAAUGCAGUCCAACUUCUCUCUUUCUGUCCUGUAAGUAAAGCCGUCACAGCGUUGAUCAUUUCUGUAUUUCUAUCGUGCUGAUGUAUAAUACUGUAACAUUCAGGGGUAGGGAGGGUUAAGAGGACUUUGGGGGGUUGAAAGUAAAGAUUUUUCUGUUCGGUUCCUCAUUUUUCCUCUUGAUGACAAAGCAGUAUUGAAUAUGAGGCAGUCUGUCCUUGGGGAGUUGCUUUGUAUCUCAUGUUAGGGUAGUUCCAGAUCCUAAAUGUCUUGUGUAGUAAAAAUAAGAGGUUCCUUCGUAUGUUCCUUUAUCUUGUAAAGUUUCUUUAGACAAAAAAAAGUUGCUUAUUGGAAAAAAAGGUGGGAAAUCUGCAUUGAUAAUUAAUGUAUUUUAUUAUUUUUUGUUUUAAUUUUCAUCAAUUUGUCAGUCGUUUUUUGCCUGUGUCCCCCUUGUUGUAGAUACAUAUUAAAAACAAAUAAAAUGACUUCACUCCU